Molecule: messenger RNA, 6772 nt
Organism: Amaranthus tricolor (Joseph's coat)
Lineage: Eukaryota; Viridiplantae; Streptophyta; Magnoliopsida; Caryophyllales; Amaranthaceae
Product: callose synthase 7-like
Exons: 42
Coding region: 279-6089 (1936 amino acids)
Biological process (GO): (1->3)-beta-D-glucan biosynthetic process
Cellular component (GO): 1,3-beta-D-glucan synthase complex; plasma membrane
Molecular function (GO): 1,3-beta-D-glucan synthase activity
Source: RefSeq, a predicted model, not a curated record
CAUCAAAUAAAAAAAACAUGAUAAAGUACCGUUGUCUAGCGCCUUUUCCAUCUUCAUCCUCUGAACUUCCCUUCCAUUCUUUUCGUGCGCAAAGAGAAACCUAAUAUAAUCAAAAAAGCCAUAAUUUGAAUUUUCAUUACCUAAAUUCUCACUCAAAGUAUCUAUUUUCUUUAUCUAUACAAUAUAAUGGCUUCAUUAUUCUCCAUUUAUUCAAGAAUUUCUUCAUUGCUCGAGGAGAACGGUAAUCGGAAUUUGUAUUUGAAUGUGUUCGGUCAAAAAUGGCGAGCACGAGCGGUUUCAGAGACGAAUUUGGUCACUCGAAGAGGUCGUCUUCGAAAAGAAUGAAUCGAGCUUUAACAAUGGUUGAUCCUACUAAUGAUGAUAGUGUUCCGAUUGAUAGUGAGCUUGUUCCGUCUCCGCUUGCUGUUAUUGCGCCUAUUCUUAGGGUUGCUAAUGAAGUUGAGAACGAUAACCCUAGGGUUGCUUAUUUAUGUCGCUUUCAUGCAUUCGAGAAGGCUCACAAGAUGGACCCAACGUCAAGUGGGAGAGGAGUUCGCCAGUUCAAGACUUAUCUGUUGCAUAAACUUGAAAAGGAGGAGGCUGAAACUCGUCCAAUACUAGCUAAAAGUGAUCCAAAAGAGAUUCAGAAGUUCUACCAGAACUUCUGUGAGAAGAAUAUUAGACAGGGUCAACACGUAAAGACUCCGGAAGAAAUGGCCAAGAUUUAUCAGAUAGCGACUGUGCUAUAUGAUGUUCUUAGGACGGUUGUACCCUAUGCAAAAGUUGAUGAAGCGACAGAAAAUUAUGCCAAGGAAGUAGAAAGGAACAGAGAACAAUACGAGCAUCAUAAUAUUCUCCCUCUAUUUUCUGUUGGUGUUAAACCAGCAAUCAUGGAACUUCCUGAGAUUAAAGCUGCAAUUCGGGCCAUAAGUAAUCUGGACAAUCUUCCUGUGCCUCAAGUUACAUUGGCAUCUGUUACUCAAGAUCAUAAUGUUAUUAUUCCGGAGUACAGGGACAAAUCUUUUAAUGAUAUUCUUGACUGGCUAGCAUCCAUCUUUGGGUUUCAGAAAGGAAAUGUUGCAAAUCAAAGAGAGCACUUGAUCUUGAUACUUGCAAAUAUGGAUGUAAGGGUUAGGAGAUCAGAGGACUAUGAAAUGCUUCACAUUCAGACUAUCCACCAAUUGAAAGAAAAGGUUUUUAAAAAUUAUGAAAGAUGGUGCAAUUAUCUUCAUUGCAAAUCAAACCUCAAAUUUCCCCCAGGUGCUGACCAACAGCAAUUGGAGCUUCUGUAUAUUGCACUUUAUCUCCUUAUCUGGGGUGAAGCGUCAAAUGUUCGUUUCAUGCCUGAAUGCUUAUGCUACAUCUUCCAUAAUAUGGCUAGUGAAAUUCAUGGAAUUCUGUACAACAAUGUUCACUCAAUAACAGGAGACAAUAUUCAAAGUACGAGGCGUGGGGAUGAAUUUUUUCUAAAGAAAGUUAUAUCUCCGAUAUAUGAUGUUUUGCGUAAGGAAGCAAGAAGAAACAAAGGAGGCAAAGCUAGCCACUCAGCUUGGAGGAAUUAUGAUGAUCUUAAUGAAUAUUUUUGGUCUCAGAAAUGCUUCAAAUUAGGAUGGCCAAUGGAUGACAAAGCAGACUUUUUUGUACAAACGGAAGAGGUGCGGCCUUCCAGCAUGAGGCAUGAUCAAGUUGCUAUUGGAAAGAAGAAGCCUAAGACAAACUUUGUUGAAAUGCGCACAUUUUGGCACCUUUAUAGAAGUUUCGAUCGUAUGUGGGUAUUUUUCAUACUUGCUUUGCAGACAAUGGUAAUCAUAGCUUGGAGUCCUACUGGUUCAAUUAUCUCAAUUUUUGAGCCCAACGUAUUUGAUGCUGUUUUGAGCAUAUUCAUUACUGCUGCCUUCCUCAAUUUAUUGGGAGCAACUUUGGAUAUUUUUCUUAGUUGGAAGGCUUGGGGGAGCUUGAAAAUUUCUCAAAUUCUGCGGUACCUUUUGAAGUUUGCUGUUGCAGCUAUGUGGGCAGUAGUGAUGCCUAUAGGCUAUACCAGAUUUGUACAGAAUCAUGUGGGAUUAGUGAACUUCCUCACUAGCUGGGCUGCCGAUAUAAAUCCUAAUACUUUCAAGUUUUGCAUCGCCAUUUACAUGGCUCCUAACAUUUUUGCUGCUUUGUUAUUUUUCUUCCCACCAGUACGGAAAUUUGUGGAACGCUCGAAUUCAAAUAUCAUCAUCCUCGUUAUGUGGUGGGCUCAGCCAAAAUUGUAUAUUGGAAGAGGCAUGCAUGAAGACACAUUUUCCCUUCUUAAGUAUACAUUUUUUUGGAUAUUGUUGCUUGUGUGCAAGCUGGCAUUUAGUUUCUAUGUGGAGAUUUUGCCUUUAGUGGAGCCAACAAAGCUAAUAUGGCGGAUGAAAAUUGAUGACUAUGAAUGGCAUGAGUUCUUUCCUAAUGCAACACAUAAUUUUGGCGUUAUAAUUGCGAUUUGGGCUCCGAUUGUUUUUGUUUAUCUCAUGGAUGCACAAAUAUGGUAUGCCAUAUUCUCUACCAUUGUUGGUGGAAUUCUUGGAGCUUUCAGCCAUUUGGGUGAGAUACGCACGCUUGGAAUGUUGCGCUCCAGAUUUGAGUCUGUUCCUAUAGCUUUCAGAAAGCGGCUUGUGCCACGAUUGAAAGGGGAGGCUAAGUUGAGACCAUUGGAGACUUUGGAAGCUCGAAAAAACAUUGCGAAAUUCUCUCAAGUCUGGAAUGAAUUUAUACAUUCUUUGCGGCUAGAGGAUCUGAUCAGUCACAGUGAGAGAGAUUUACUACUUGUACCUUACACUUCAAGUAGGGUUUCUGUGGUCCAGUGGCCUCCUUUCCUUCUUGCUAGUAAGAUUCCCAUAGCGCUAGAUAUGGCAAAAGAUUUCAAGAAAAAAGAUGAUUCCGAGUUAUUUAACAAAAUCAAGGAUGAUGAUUACAUGUCUUCAGCAGUGAUUGAAUGCUACGAAACUCUCAGGGAAAUUCUCUUUGAGCUUUUGGAAGAUGCAGAUGAUAAAUUAUCAAUCAAACAAAUAUGUGAAAAGGUGGAAACUAGCAUACAUCAGCGCAAAUUUUUGGUCGAGUUUCAUAUGAAUGGAUUACCUAUGCUUCAUGACAAGUUGGAGAAGUUCCUGAAAUUGUUGCUGAGUGACAGUGAGUAUGAUGAUGAGGACCUCUACAAGUCUCAUAUUGUUAAUGUUCUCCAGGAUAUUAUGGAGAUCAUUACAAAAGAUGUUAUGAGUGAUGGAUAUGAUAUCCUGAAGAGAGAUCAAAUUGAUGAUGUGGGGAAAAGAGAGAGGUUCGUAAAGAUACACAUCAAUCUCUUACGUAAUAAAUCAUGGAGAGAAAAGGUUGUUCGGUUACAUGUGCUCUUGAGUGAGAAGGAGUCAGCAAUAAAUGUGCCUACAAAUUUGGAAGCACGUCGUCGAAUGACGUUUUUUACUAACUCAUUGUUCAUGACUAUGCCAUAUGCUCCCUUUGUGCGUAAUAUGCUUUCAUUCAGUGUUUUGACCCCAUAUUACAAAGAAGAUGUUCUCUAUUCAUGGGAGGAACUUCAUGAGGAAAAUGAGGAUGGAAUUUCAACCUUAUUCUAUUUGCAGAAGAUCUAUCCAGAUGAAUAUAAGAAUUUUUUGGAACGAGUAAAUGAUCCAAAACUAGGAUAUGCUAGCAAAGACCACAAAGAGUUGAUACGUCUCUGGGUAUCUUAUAGAGGGCAAACACUUUCUAGAACAGUCAGAGGGAUGAUGUAUUAUCGUCAAGCUUUGGAUCUUCAGUGCUUUUUGGAAUAUGCAGAAGAUAAGGCUAUCUUUAGUGGCUACAGAACCAUUGAGGAAAGUGACACACAUGAGAAGAUUUUUAACUAUUCGCAAGCUCUCACUGAUUUGAAGUUCACGUAUGUUGUCUCUUGUCAAGUCUAUGGUAAUCAGAAGAAGUCUAGUGAUGCUCGUGACAGAAGCUGUGCUAAUAACAUUCUGAAUCUCAUGCUAACGUACCCAUCCUUGCGUGUUGCUUAUAUAGAUGAGAGAGAGGAGAAGUUGGAAAGAAUAUAUGAUGGUAAAGUGGAAACCAAAUCUGAGAAGGUCUAUUACUCUGUUCUUGUCAAAGGUGGUGAUAAAUUGGAUGAGGAAAUUUAUCGGAUCAAGCUUCCUGGUCCACCGACAGAAAUUGGUGAAGGAAAGCCCGAGAACCAAAAUCAUGCCAUUAUAUUCACACGUGGAGAGGCCUUACAGACAAUAGACAUGAACCAGGAUAAUUACUUUGAAGAAGCUUUUAAAAUGAGAAAUGUUUUGGAAGAGUUUCAAAAGUCCCGUCGUAAGCGUCGGAAACCUACCAUUUUGGGUCUGAGGGAGCAUAUUUUCACAGGAAGUGUUUCAUCCCUAGCUUGGUUUAUGUCCAAUCAGGAGACUAGCUUUGUAACCAUUGGUCAGAGAGUCCUUGCUAACCCUCUGAGGGUGCGUUUCCAUUACGGCCAUCCUGAUAUAUUUGACAGACUAUUUCACAUAACUAGGGGAGGAGUUAGCAAAGCUUCAAAAGUCAUUAACCUGAGCGAGGAUAUAUUUUCAGGUUUUAACUCAACUUUACGCGGAGGCUUCAUCACGCAUCACGAGUAUAUUCAGGUAGGAAAAGGACGUGAUGUUGGAAUGAAUCAAAUAUCCCUAUUUGAGGCUAAAGUUUCCAGUGGAAAUGGUGAGCAAACACUCAGCCGUGAUGUUUAUCGACUUGGCCGACGAUUUGACUUUUACAGGAUGCUUUCAUUCUACUACACCACUGUGGGAUUCUACUUGAGUAGCAUGGUUACUGUUCUGACAGUGUAUGUAUUUUUAUAUGGACGGCUGUAUAUGGGCUUGAGUGGGCUAGAGAAGUCGAUCAUACAGAGCGCAACAAUAAAUGAAGCCAAAGCCCUUGAACAAGCUCUUGCACCACAAACUAUGUUUCAAAUUGGUGUUCUUCUAGUACUACCAAUGAUUAUGGAAAUUGGCUUGGAGAGAGGUUUUCGUACAGCAAUAGGUGAUUUUAUCAUCAUGCAACUUCAGCUAGCUUCUGUAUUUUUUACUUUUCAGCUGGGGACAAAGGCACAUUAUUUUGGAAGAACUAUCUUACAUGGAGGUUCUAAAUAUCGAGCAACAGGGCGUGGGUUUGUCGUUUUCCAUGCAAAAUUUGCAGACAAUUACAGGAGGUACUCACGAAGUCAUUUUGUGAAGGCUCUGGAGCUUUUCAUUCUAUUAAUAGUUUAUGAAGCCUAUGGGAACUCUUAUCGAAGCUCAAAUCUCUACCUAUUUGUUACAUGGUCCAUGUGGUUUCUUGUUGGUUCGUGGUUGUUUGCUCCUUUCAUCUUUAAUCCAUCAGGAUUUGACUGGCAAAAGACUGUUGAUGAUUGGACAGAUUGGAAAAGAUGGAUGGGUAAUCGCGGUGGGAUUGGUAUACAGCCUGAUAAAAGUUGGGAAUCUUGGUGGGAUGGAGAACAUGAACAUCUGAGAUAUACUACUGUCAGGGGGAGAUUCUUGGAAAUUGUCAUUGCUUGUCGCUUCUUUGUUUAUCAAUAUGGGAUUGUCUACCAUCUUGAUGUAUCUCAUAAAAGCAAGGAUUUCUUGGUCUAUGCGCUUUCUUGGGUGGUCAUGGCUAUUGUACUUCUUGUGUUGAAGAUGGUCUCGAUGGGAAGGAGGAGAUUCGCUACUGAUUUUCAGCUGAUGUUUAGAAUUCUCAAAGGACUUCUAUUCCUCGGUUUUCUAUCUGUAAUGACUGUUUUGUUUACCGUAUGCAACCUCACCAUAGUGGAUGUGUUUGCUUCUAUCCUGGCUUUCCUUCCCACGGGGUGGGCUAUGCUAUUAAUUGGACAAGCAUGCAGGGGCUUGUUGAAGGGUCUGAAAGUCUGGGAAUCAGUUAAGGAGCUUGCUAGAGGCUAUGAAUAUUUGAUGGGACUGAUAAUUUUUACGCCUAUAGCUGUAUUGUCAUGGUUCCCAUUUGUUUCUGAGUUCCAAACAAGGUUGCUGUUCAACCAAGCAUUCAGUAGAGGUCUGCAAAUCUCGAUGAUUCUGGCCGGGAAGAAAGAUCGUGGCCAAAAUAUGGGAGACCUAUUGAGCAAUUGACCUGUAAUGAGCCUUGUAGUCAUCUGUAGAAAUUUUCCUUCUGUGAUGUAUCAGCUAGUAGUAGUUUUGGGUACUAUAUAAGUCAUUCGCUGCCACACUAAGAUUUAUCUGACCAGGAACCUCGUCAAUGCUCACCCUGCCCCAAUGUGAGAAAGUACGAAGAUGUGAAUCUUAGACCUCGUACAUGCUCACCCUGCCUCGAAUAAAGAAAGUAUGAAAAUGUGAAUCAGGAGAUUGGAAGCACUGGUGAGUGGUUAGUGGUUACUCGUCCAUUUACACUGUUGGUGUGUUUGCUGGUUCAUAUGGGCAAAAACUAGAAUAGCAGGUUAAAACUGAAAUUGCAAACUGGAGAUGUUACAAAUGGGAAUUGAGAUGGAGUAUCAGCAUCAAGUAGUUGCAAAUUUUCUGAAAUUUUUGUACUUUGAUCAUGAUAUACUUUAGGAUUCUUCGUUAUAAUUGUUUUUAGAUUUAUUGUAUCCACCUCUAUAAUGGUAUAUUGAUCCGAACGUCUCACUAGUUACAACCUCUCUUAGGGUAUGGUUUGUCAUCUAUCCUUUCCUAAAUUUGAUUAUAGCUAUUAUAAGCGAGAUAUACUGAAUAUGAUAGAAUGAUGAUGAUAGAGAUGGUGAUGACCUUUACGAUGGUGUCAAAAUACUUUGCUAAUACUAUUGAUAUUCUUUCUA